AUGGACCAGCAGAACCAGUCUUCGACGCCUUUCCAGGACACCGAACGACAGGCAAGCACACAGCGGCUGCCAUUUGCAGAUCGGCUGAACGACACCGCCAGGAACCACUUUGUAGCAUGUUGUGGCGAGUUCAUCGGCACUUUCUUCUUCCUAUUCUUCGCAUUCUCUGCAACUCAGGUAGCUAAUACCACUCACUCAGAGAACGACAAUGAGCUUGUUCGGCUCCAGUACAUCAGUCUCGCCUUUGGCUUCUCACUCGCAGUCAAUGCUUGGGUCUGGUUCAGAGUUAGUGGUGGUCUGUUCAAUCCAGCUGUCACGCUUGGCAUGAUAUUAGCUGGAGCCGUGACUCCGGUCCGUGGCAUUCUCGUAGCAGCAUCGCAAGUCUUAGCUGGAAUCGCAGCUGCGGCGGUCGUACAUACUAUAUUCCCAGGACCACUCGCAGUGGAGACCACUCUUGGCGGCGGAGCAACUCUCUGGCAAGGCUUUCUGAUCGAGAUGUUGUUGAGCUUCCAGCUCCUGGUCACGAUUCAAAUGCUGGCUGGCGAGAAGCAUGCCGGAACAUUCCUAGCACCCAUCGGGAUCGGUUUGAGCCUCUUUAUUGCCGAGCUAUCUGGCGUGCCGUUCACUGGUGGUAGCUUGAAUCCCGCGAGAUCUUUCGGGCCUGCCGUCGUUCUUGGCAGCUUCCCAAGCGAGCACUGGAUAUACUGGGCCGGUCCUGCGGCGGGUGCAGUGCUUGCUACAGGCCUGUAUUGGUUUUUGAAGGUCCUGGAUUACGAACGAGCAAAUCCCGACGACUUCAACCACAAGUUCGGCAUCGAUCACCUCGAAGAAAAACUCAUCAAGCACGCGACUAAUGAUCCAGCCGUGAAAGCUCAGUUCACACGUGGAGAUGGCCACGGUGACCCUGAUUUGAGCAAGUCGAUCUUUCUCUCCAUCUACGCCGGCCUCUGCUCUGGUGAAGCUGCUGUGGAUCAUGUCCGCGCCCACCUCGACUCUGGCAAGCUCGAAGAAAUGCUCAAGAAGGUGGAGGCCAGUCCGGAGAAGAGUUCGCGCGAUUACGAAGCCUAUCAUCGCAAAGGCUAUCAGUGUGUCUUGCUUUGUGCCUGUGCUAUGACUCUGGGCUGUACGCUCCCGGAUGCGGUCAUCACUAAGCUGAAGGCUACGUACAACAAGGUCGGCUUGAUGACCGCGCCAAAGAAGGAUGACCUCCACGCGGAUGCCAUCACUCAGAUGAAGAAAGCUCUGUGGGGUCCAGAAGGCUAUGUCGAUGGCGAGCCGUACGAUUUUGACUCCGCUGACCUGAACGACAUGAUGCACAUGGCGCCGUUGAUGGGUGGUGCAGGAGGCCUCAUCAACGUCGCUGAGCCAGGCAAUCCAUUAUCCUCUUUCUUCCUGAACAAUCCGUCGAGUUUCCCACCAAGGGCAUCCAAGCAGAGCCACGACAACACAACCGAGUACGGAUCUGACUUUUGCGACGGGUGUGGAAGCAGGCCGGGCACGGAUUGCAUGGCGCUCAUGGCUUGUGCGAAGUGCAAGGCUCAGAAGUACUGCAGUCAGGAGUGCCAGAAGAAGCACUGGAAGAAGCACAAGGUUUCAUGCAAGGCUUCCACGUCUUGA
This is a messenger RNA of Recurvomyces mirabilis, 1617 nucleotides long. RefSeq names its product Aquaporin-1. Gene Ontology annotation, cellular component: plasma membrane. The coding region runs from base 1 to 1617 and encodes 538 amino acids. The transcript is spliced from 4 exons. Gene Ontology annotation, biological process: water transport; transmembrane transport. Gene Ontology annotation, molecular function: water channel activity. The record is from RefSeq and is a predicted model, not a curated record. NCBI's taxonomy places the organism in Eukaryota, Fungi, Ascomycota, Dothideomycetes, Mycosphaerellales, Teratosphaeriaceae.